Molecule: messenger RNA, 762 nt
Organism: Panicum virgatum (switchgrass)
Lineage: Eukaryota; Viridiplantae; Streptophyta; Magnoliopsida; Poales; Poaceae
Product: zinc finger protein ZAT8-like
Exons: 1
Coding region: 17-448 (143 amino acids)
Source: RefSeq, a predicted model, not a curated record
CGAGCGUUUGGUCACGAUGAGGAGGCUGGCGUUCGGACAAGAAGAGCCGGCGGAGCUGGGCAUCAUCAGCGUGGCCGAAGGGGUCAUGCUGCUGCUCGCGCGCGGCGGCGGCGGCGGCGAGCCAUCGGCCUCGCCGCGCGUGUUCGAGUGCAAGACGUGCAGCCGUCGGUUCCCGUCGUUCCAGGCGCUGGGCGGGCACCGCGCGAGCCACAAGCGCCCGCGGGCGAGCGAGGCCGCGCCGGCGAAGGCCCGCGCGCACGGGUGCGCGGUGUGCGGCGUCGAGUUCCCGCUCGGGCAGGCGCUGGGGGGACACAUGAGGCGCCACCGCGCCGUGGCCGAGGAGAGGGAGAGCGCCACCGCCGCCACUUCCCGCGGGCUAGCCGAAGCCGAGACGAAGACCGGCCAAGCGAGAGGCCUGCUGGGCCUGGACUUGGACCUGAUCACCUGAACAUUGCCCCCUCAUGACCGAGCAUUCGGGUUUCGUGUUUCUGUCGUUUUUGGCAUGGGUUUGUAAUUCGGAGUUCUUUGAAUUUUAGUACAGAUCAUACAACAUGAACGAUUCAUGUAAAGACUUGUGGAAAAAGAUUGGUUUGUGUACAUUAUUGUAAGAAAAUCAUGCAACUAUUGUAAAAAAAUGGAGCAAAACAUAUAUUUUCACUUUUUCAAUAUGAUUUAUGUGGGUUUUAGUGCAACUCCAUAUCCCUAGGUUAGGCAUACCGCUUUGAAGAUGCUAACUCUAACCCAGAAAAUCCUCGGCUGCAA